GUUGGGAGGAACAGACGAACCAAACGUGCUGUGCUUACGUUUUUUGUUGCAAACAAAGAUAACAUAAAUGCUUAAUUGGUCCAUUCAUAUUCAUUUAUAUUAAUAACACUAUAAAGCUCCUUGCUAUCGUUUCCCCUCUCAGUCCUCCAACAUGUUCAAAUACAGGCUCCGCGUGCUUCUCAAUGAGCUCAAAGUGCUGGUGCUUAUGCGCCCGGGCGCGAGGCGCGGCGAGCCGGGCGAGGACGUGCGGCGCUCGAGGCCUCCGCCGACGGGGCUCGCGCCCUGCGGCUGGACGCCCUUCGGCUGCGCGCGCCCGGACGAUGAGGAGGAGUACUACGGAGCGGAGCCGCGGCCCCGGAGCCUGGCGCUCGAGCAGAAGAACGACGCGAGGCUCAAAGCCGAGCUGGACGCCGUGUCUCUCGCGGGCAGCGUGGGCAGCGGCUCGCGCUCCCCGCAGUGCCGUAUCUGCUUCCAGGGACCGGAGCAGGGGGAGUUGCUGAGUCCGUGUCGGUGUGAUGGCUCUGUGCGCUGCACCCACCAGCCCUGCCUCAUCCGCUGGAUCAGCGAAAGGGGCUCCUGGAGCUGUGAGCUCUGCUACUUCAAAUACCAAGUGCUAGCAAUCAGCACCAAGAACCCUCUGCAGUGGCAGACCAUCUCACUGACAGUGAUUGAAAAGGUCCAGAUUGCAGCCAUCAUCCUGGGCUCACUCUUCCUCAUUGCCAGCAUUUCCUGGCUAGUGUGGUCGUCUCUCAGUCCUUCAGCCAAAUGGCAGCGGCAGGACCUUCUCUUCCAGAUCUGCUAUGGCAUGUAUGGCUUCAUGGACAUUGUUUGCAUAGGCCUUAUAAUCCACGAAGGUUCAUCAGUGUACCGAAUAUUUAAGCGCUGGCAAGCAGUGAACCAGCAGUGGAAAGUACUGAACUAUGAGAAGGCCAAAGAUCUCGGAGAUCCGAUGGACUCCAGCAGCAAAGGAGGUGGGAGUCGAGGAUCACGGAGCUUGCCCCACAGCUCAGGCGCGAGAGGGCGCACAGGUCGCACUGGGAGGCGGAUUAGGACUCUACUCAACCACCACUGUGGCUACACUGUACUGCACAUUCUCAGCCAACUACGGCCGAGCGAGCACCGCCUCGGCACUGCCACAAACCAUGAGGUCGUCAUGAGGGUUACAACAGUAUGAGGACAGGUGCUCCUCAGAAAGAGGGCCUUUGGACCUAACCCCCCACCCCCCAAACUGAGCCCCAAACAUCCCCACUCCUUUCCCCCAAAAGAGAAAAUUACAAACACUGAGAUGCCAGGAUCCUGCUGUAUUAGUUUAACAGAAUGUAAACAAACUUUCUGAUGUUGCUAAUUUUAAGUGCUACGCCUUUGAAAGCUGUGGGACAAAAAAAGCACUGAUAAGGAAGAAGAAGACUAAAAAAGGAAUAUGACCACAACUGAAAAUGCUGGAGCAUUUCUUUCCUUACCAUAAAACACUUAAAGCAUUGCCAUACAUUCUGUUCUGCUGUUUUCUAUGGGGCAAAACAGUGAGUCAGUUAUAAUGAUUUUAUAAGAGAUACAGAAUUUUAUAUAUCAUCUCUUUAUGUGAGUCUGCCUGUCAGUCAGACCUGCCGUCCACUGUGCGCAGCAUCGAGGACGAGGCAGAAAUAAAACACUGGAGUUAAAAGGGAUUUGACUGAGCCAGAGCCCAAAGGAAAAACUGUUAAAAAUAGCAACCAUUCAUCUUCUGCAAUAAAAACAGAACAAGCACACAUAAUGAUGAACUGAACUGGAUGUAAAUGUUCAUGGUUUGGGGUUUUUUUCCAUAUUGUUGAUUAUAAAUAAUGUGAUAUCGGAGAUUUGAAAGCAAAUGAUCAAAUAUUAAAGAGUUGUAAGAAGCCUUAAUUUAUGAAACAUUUGUUAUCAUUUUGUUAAAGCACAUAUUUCCUUAAAAAGCAAAGCGUUCUUCAGUAAAUGCACUAUAUAGAA
Messenger RNA from Pygocentrus nattereri (red-bellied piranha), 1962 nucleotides. RefSeq names its product E3 ubiquitin-protein ligase MARCHF9-like. The transcript is spliced from 4 exons. Gene Ontology annotation, molecular function: zinc ion binding; ubiquitin-protein transferase activity. The record is from RefSeq and is a predicted model, not a curated record. NCBI's taxonomy places the organism in Eukaryota, Metazoa, Chordata, Actinopteri, Characiformes, Serrasalmidae. Gene Ontology annotation, biological process: protein ubiquitination. The coding region runs from base 152 to 1174 and encodes 340 amino acids.